CGCUGUGGAUUUCAAACAGGAGAAGCAGAAGCAUCAAUCAAACUGGGGAACAUACAAGUUGGUUUUAUCACUGAAACGGUUUCAACAACGACGGCAAAGCUUGAGCCAUGUGUGGAAUCUUUGCCUACCUGAAUUACCAAGUGCCCCGCACCAGAAAGGAGAUAUUUGAGACGCUGGUGAAGGGACUGCAGAGACUGGAGUACAGAGGGUACGAUUCAGCAGGUAUCGCUGUGGAUGGCCCUAACAAGGUGACCUCUGACAUCAAUGGAAACACCAUCUGCUUGAUCAAGAAGAAGGGGAAGGUCAAGGCUCUGGAUGAGGAGCUAUACAAGAAAGACAUACUGGAUCUGGACGCGCAGCUGUGCACACACUUUGGCCUCGCUCACACUCGUUGGGCCACACAUGGAGAGCCGAGUGCUGUCAAUAGUCACCCUCAUCGCUCUGACAAGGAUAAUGAGUUUGUUGUCAUCCAUAAUGGCAUCAUCACCAACUACAAAGAGCUGAAGAAGUACCUGAUCACAAAAGGAUAUGAAUUUGAGUCAGAGACGGACACAGAGGUGAUCCCGAAAUUGAUCAAAUACAUUUACGACAACCGAGAGAGUGACAGCAUCACCUUCUCCACGCUGGUCGAGAGAGUCAUUCAGCAGCUGGAGGGGGCUUUUGCUCUGGUGUUUAAAAGCCGUCAUUUCCCUGGAGAGGCUGUGUCCACCAGGAGAGGAAGUCCAUUGCUUAUUGGUGUGCGAAGUGAGCAUGAGCUGCCAACCGAACAGAUCCCCAUCCAGUACAACAGCGGUCACCCAAAGGAGGGACUCCAGGAGAAGAACAGCCAUAACCGUCCUGACUGCUCCAACGCCAACGCCAUCAAUUCUGUGGGGGAUGACAAGGCUGUGGAGUAUUACUUUGCCUCUGAUGCCAGUGCCAUCAUUGAGCACACCAACAAGGUGUUGUACAUGGAGGAUGAUGACAUCGCGGUGGUCACCGGGGGAAAACUCUCCAUCCACAGGGUGAACCGGCAGGCCGGUGAGAACCCCAUCAGGGCGAUCCAGACCCUGCAGAUGGAGCUGCAACAGAUCAUGAAAGGUAACUUUGAUGCCUUCAUGCAGAAGGAGAUCUUUGAGCAGCCGGAGUCAGUGGUCAACACUAUGAGAGGCCGGAUUUUUUUUGAAAAUAACACAGUGGUUCUCGGUGGACUCAAGGACCACCUGAAAGAAAUCAAACGCUGCAGACGGCUAAUCGUGAUUGGCUGUGGCACUAGCUUCCACGCUGCAGUGGCUACCAGACAGAUCCUUGAGGAGCUGACGGAGCUGCCCGUCAUGGUGGAGCUGGCAAGCGACUUCCUGGACCGCAACACCCCUGUUUUCAGAGAUGAUGUUUGCUUCUUCAUCAGUCAGUCAGGAGAGACAGCAGACACCUUGAUGGCACUGCGCUACUGCAAGGACCAUGGUGCUCUGACAGUCGGUAUAACCAACACUGUGGGCAGCUCCAUUUGUAGAGAAACAACGUGCGGAGUCCACAUAAAUGCUGGGCCUGAGAUAGGAGUGGCUAGCACCAAGGCCUACACCAGUCAGUUUGUGGCCCUCAUUAUGUUUGGCCUGAUGAUGAGUGAGGACAGGCUCUCCCUGCAGAAGAGAAGACUGGAGAUCAUCAACGGCCUCAAGGUGCUACCUGAGCUGAUAAAGAAAGUGUUGUCUCUGGAUGAGAAGAUCAAGGCUAUUGCCAAUGAGAUGUAUGAGCAAAGGUCCCUCCUGGUCAUGGGCCGAGGUUACAACUAUGCCACCUGUCUAGAGGGGGCGCUGAAAAUCAAGGAGAUCACGUACAUGCACUCAGAAGGCAUCCUGGCUGGGGAGCUGAAACACGGUCCCCUGGCACUCAUUGACAAAAACAUGCCGGUCAUCAUGAUCGUCAUGAGAGACGCCUGCUACAUUAAGUGCCAGAAUGCUCUGCAGCAAGUCACUGCCAGAUCGGGUCGGCCCAUCAUCCUGUGUUGCCAGGACGACCCUGAGGUGACUAAGAAUGCCUACCAGACCAUCGAGCUGCCACAUACUGUGGACUGUCUGCAGGGCAUCCUCACUGUCAUCCCCCUGCAGCUCCUGUCGUUCCACUUGGCCGUCCUGAGAGGAUUUGACGUUGACUGUCCCAGAAACUUGGCCAAGUCUGUGACUGUAGAAUAAAUGCAGCUCACAAAGCAUCAGAGAGGAGGCUUGUAGAUUUACAGUGCAAUCGUGCAAUUGAACGUUCAGUAUGUUUGUGUAUGUUUAUGUCUAUGUGAUAUUGUGUCUGGAGGGGUCUGUGUUAGUGUGUGUGUGGAUGAGAGUGUGAAUGACAGAGUGAGUGUGACAGAUGAAAGAGGAUGGUAUACGGUACAAUGCCUUUUUUUUUUAAAAGAGAAAUGUGAAGUCUGACCAAUACACUGCUGAGGAAGUGCCAGUGCCAUUGAGGCCUUGCGGAACAAUCUAUGAAAGCAACAUUCAUCCAAAGCAAUAUGCUGUGCCUUUUUCUAAUCUCACCUUGAGCCAAAGACACACAGAAGGAACACAGCAGAAAAACAUUGAUAUUAAGUGUUUACAGUUGUGCAAUAUGGGGACCAAAUGUGCAUUAUGAAUGUAGGCUACACAAUCACGAAUGAGAUGAUUCAUUCUCUUCCUGUUUUAUGAAUUUCUUAUAUCCAUUGGGGAGCUUCUUGCCUCUCUGUUGCACAAUGGGAAAUGUAGGAAUUACACAGUUUUAUUUCAGAGAGUCAUCCGGGUUAUGACAAUCUGAUUUUAUAUACACUGUUGCUCAUAAGGUUGGAAUAAAAUAUUUUUUACCUCUUUCCAUGAAAUGAUUGUGACAAUGUGAU
This is a messenger RNA of Seriola dumerili (greater amberjack), 2839 nucleotides long. It is a transcript of the gene gfpt2, whose product is annotated as glutamine--fructose-6-phosphate aminotransferase [isomerizing] 2-like. The transcript has 19 exons. Gene Ontology annotation, biological process: fructose 6-phosphate metabolic process; UDP-N-acetylglucosamine metabolic process; carbohydrate derivative biosynthetic process. NCBI's taxonomy places the organism in Eukaryota, Metazoa, Chordata, Actinopteri, Carangiformes, Carangidae. The record is from RefSeq and is a predicted model, not a curated record. Gene Ontology annotation, molecular function: carbohydrate derivative binding; L-glutamine:D-fructose-6-phosphate transaminase (isomerizing) activity. The coding region runs from base 108 to 2171 and encodes 687 amino acids.